This is a messenger RNA of Brassica oleracea var. oleracea, 952 nucleotides long. RefSeq names its product glutathione S-transferase F8, chloroplastic. Gene Ontology annotation, molecular function: glutathione binding; glutathione transferase activity. The transcript is spliced from 3 exons. The record is from RefSeq and is a predicted model, not a curated record. Gene Ontology annotation, cellular component: cytoplasm. Bases 114 to 764 code for a protein of 216 amino acids. Lineage: Eukaryota; Viridiplantae; Streptophyta; Magnoliopsida; Brassicales; Brassicaceae.
AAGAAAAGAAUGGCAACAACGACUUAUUCUUCCCUUGCCUUGCCUCCUCCUCCACCUAUAAAACACCAUGCACCACCAUUCACCCCUUCAGAUCCAAUUAAAAGCUUAUAAGCAUGGGCGGCGGCAUCAAAGUACACGGACUUCCAAUAUCAACGGCCACAAUGCGCGUUCUGGCUACUCUUUACGAGAAGGGCCUCGAUUUCGAGAUAGUCCCCGUCGACAUGAAAGCCGGUGCUCACAAGCAGGAGCCUCUCAUCUCCCUCAACCCCUUCGGUCAAAUCCCUGCUCUCCUAGACGGUGAUCUGACGCUUUUCGAGUCAAGAGCCAUCACAGAGUACAUAGCGGAGGAGUACAGCGACAAAGGCGAGAAGCUUCUCUGCCAAGGCUGCAAGAAACUCAAGGCCACCACAAAGGUCUGGCUUCAAGUUGAAGGUCAACAGUUUGACCCUAUCGCCUCUAAGCUAGCCUUCGAGCGUGUCUUCAAAGGCAUGCUUGGCAUGACCACUGACCCUGCCGCUGUGGAAGACCUCGAAGCUAAGUUGGUGAAGGUCUUGGAUAUCUACGAGGCCAGGCUCUCCAAAUCACCCUUCUUGGCUGGUGAUUGCUUCACUCUGGCUGAUCUUCACCACCUCCCAAUCAUCUAUUACUUGAUGGGUACCGACUCCAAGAAGCUCUUUGAGUCUCGCCCUAAGGUUAACGAGUGGAUCAAGAACAUCACUGCCAGGCCUGCUUGGGUUAAGGUUCUUCACCUCCAGAAGCAGUGACAUAUGGUGCUUUUGUUACAUCCCUGAGAUUUUUCCUUCGUUUGACAUAAAUGAUUUGUUCCUUUGGUGCUUAUUAUCAUUAUUAUUAGGUUAUGUACCUCCUGCUCUUUUUUUUAUGUGUUGUGUGUUUGCUGUGCAAUAAAACAACUGAGAUCAUGCAGCUAAACAAUAAGCUUUAUCAUAUUCAA